Macadamia integrifolia is the source of this 2219-nucleotide messenger RNA. RefSeq names its product protein SEMI-ROLLED LEAF 2-like. Lineage: Eukaryota; Viridiplantae; Streptophyta; Magnoliopsida; Proteales; Proteaceae. The transcript is spliced from 7 exons. The record is from RefSeq and is a predicted model, not a curated record. The coding region runs from base 263 to 1165 and encodes 300 amino acids.
CUUUUAGCCUUCAACUUUCUUAGAACACUUAGGAACAAUUUGGAUGCCACCUGGAUUGCCUCUUGAUUUAAUAUUGUUCUCCAUUAAUGGCUUUUAAUUUGUAUCUUAAUUAACUGCAACUUGAGAGUUUGAACUGAUUUUGCAAUGAAAGGUGAAGGUAGAGAGUUCCACCAUUGAAGAAUAAAAGGUAGAGACGAGGAAAUAUAUAGAAUCCCGCCAGGACCAUGAGAAUUUUUCAAUUCCAUAAUCAUAAAAAAAGAGAAUGGGUUUCAUCUCCCGAAGAAUCCUUCCUGUUUGCGGGAACAUGUGUGUUUGCUGCCCUGCUUUCAGGUCGAGAUCCAGGCAACCUGUCAAACGGUACAAGAAGCUACUUGCUGAGAUCUUCCCCAAAUCUCUUGAAGGUGCUCCAAAUGAACGGAAAAUUGUUAAGUUGUGUGAAUAUGCUGCCAAAAACCCCUUCCGUAUUCCAAAGAUUGCCAAGUAUCUUGAACAAAGGUGCUCAAAAGAAUUGCGGUCGGAGCACAUCAAAUAUAUCAGUAUCAUCACAGAAGCCUACCAUAAGCUGCUUUGCAGAUGCAAGGAGCAGAUGGCAUACUUCUCUCUCAGCCUACUGAAUGUGGUGGUUGAACUCUUGGAUUAUUCAAAGCAAGACUCUGUUCGGAUUCUUGGAUGCAAAACCUUGACCAGAUUCAUUCAUAGUCAGGUUUAUCAGCGCAGGAAAAAGAUUGGACAGCCAAGUGGCGAGGUCAUUACUCCAGAUGCUUUACUCCUUCCACUAUCGCCUUCCUCUGGUGAAGCUCCUCUUCCUCCUUCGUCUGAUGACUUACCAAUGCACAAAGGAAAGGAAGAGGUAUAUAUGGAGCAACCUCCGGGGUAUAUUGCUCAGGGGGAGAGUACAGGUCGUGUGUGUCGCUUACACAAGGCUAUCUAUGGGCUUAAACAAUCUUCUCGGGUAUGGUUUGACAAGUUCAGUGCUACCAUAGCUACUUGUGGUUUUUCUCAGUGUUAUUUUGAUCACUCUGUGUUUGUUCGUCGCAGAGGUGAGAAGCUGGUUGUUUUGGUAGUAUAUGUUGAUGGCAUUAGUCUGACUGGUAAUGAUGAGGCAGGAAUUUCUGAAGUAAAAGAUCAUCUCCAGCACCAUUUUCAGACAAAGGAUCUAGGCUAAUUUCAUUAUUUCCUUGGGAUUGAGGUAAUCCGCUGCAUCAAAGGGAUUAGUCUGUCUCAAAGGAAGUAUGUGGUAGAUCUUCUAUCUGAUACUAGGAUGCUUGCAUCCAGACCCGUUAAUAUUCCUAUGGACCUUCACCAAAAGUUUGGUGUAGAUGGUGGCGAACCCCUCCAGGAUGUGCACCAGUACAAGAGCUUGAUUGGCAAGUUGAUUUAUCUCACUGUGACUCACCUUGACAUUUCCUACGCCGUUGGAGUUCUUAGUCAGUUCAUGCAGUCUCCUCAAAAAGCACAUUGGGAUGCUGCCGUUCGUGUUCUUCGCUAUUUGAAGGGUGCUUCUAGAAAAUGUUUGAUUUGUCGUCCCAAUCGGCAUAUGAUCUAGUAGGGUAUUCUGAUGCUGAUUGGGCUAGCUUUGCAAGUGAUCGGCGAUCUACUAUUGGAUACUGCACAUUUGUUGGAGGUAAUCUUAUUACAUGGCGUAGCAAAAAAUAGACUACUAUUGCUCGGUCCAGUGCAGAAGCAGAGUACAAAACUAUGGCUCAUACCACUGCUAAGUUGAUGUGGCUGCGGUCGUUACUCUUGGAAUUGGGAUUUCCAAUGACAAAGCCAAUGAAGAAGUAUUGUGACAACCAAGCUGCAGUUUACAUUGCUAGUAAUCCGGUCUUCCAUGAGAGAACCAAACACAUAGAAGUGGACUACCAUUUUGUUCGCGAUGCUGUUCUAAAGAAGCUGAUUGAGACUCCGUUUGUUCCUUUAACGGAUCAGUUAGCUGACAUGUUUACUAAGUCUUUGUUUGCUCAUAGUUUUCGCAAUGAGUGUACCAAGCUGAGUAUGAGUGAUGUGUAUGCUCCAGCUUGAGGGGGAGUGUUGAACUGUCGCUGUUCUCAAAACAGCGCUAAGCCUUGACUUUUGGACAGGUCCGAUAGGGGCAUACUUGUCCUCUCGGACCUACUUUGCUCCUAUUAGGGUUUGGUUCUAUGUUUGGGGGGUAUACUUGUAAUCUUAUUCCAUAUCUUUAAUAAAUACUAUUGAUGUAAUACUGAAAUUGAGGAAGC